This is a messenger RNA of Fundulus heteroclitus (mummichog), 2768 nucleotides long. It is a transcript of the gene cnot2, whose product is annotated as CCR4-NOT transcription complex, subunit 2. The transcript has 15 exons. Gene Ontology annotation, biological process: nuclear-transcribed mRNA poly(A) tail shortening; regulation of DNA-templated transcription; regulation of stem cell population maintenance. Lineage: Eukaryota; Metazoa; Chordata; Actinopteri; Cyprinodontiformes; Fundulidae. Bases 111 to 1676 code for a protein of 521 amino acids. Gene Ontology annotation, cellular component: P-body; CCR4-NOT core complex. The record is from RefSeq and is a predicted model, not a curated record.
CUUCAGGUCGUGGGGUCAGAGAGUAAAGGCUCUUUCGGCUGGUACUACACACAGCCAUCUUGGAUCUAACGAAGCGAAGAGAGAUUAAUGCGGUGACAAAAAAAAAAGACAUGUUUGGUUCUAGAAAACCCUUUCCCGAUUUCGGUGAUGGAGUCGACAACGACUUGGCUGAUGACUUGUACUACAGCCAGCAGUCCAUGUUCCACAGGCCGGACAAAGAUAUGUUGUCCUCUCCUUCACCGUCGUCGUCCAGUCAGUUGUCGCAGCUCGGUGUGAGUUUGUACGGUCCACAAAGUGCAAUUGGCUUCCCUGUAAGGAACAUGGGAAACAGUACGCCUCAGUUAAACCGAAAUCUAACGCAAGGAACGCAGCUAGCAAGUCACAUCACCCCAACGACGGGUGUUCCCUCCAUGUCCCUACACACACCUCCAUCGCCGAGCAGGGGAACGCUAUCGAUGAAUUCGAGGAACAUCCUGAACCACUCUCAGGUCGGUCAGGGCAUAGGGUUAACCGGCAGGACCAGCAGCAUGGGCAGCUCGGGGCUAGGAAGCCCUAACCGCAGCUCGCCCAGCAUCAUCUGCAUGCCCAAACAGCAGCCAGCACGCCAGCCCUGCACCAUCAACAGCAUGUCAGGAUUUGGCAUGAACCGCAAUCAAGCUUUCGGAAUGAACAAUUCAUUAUCGAGCAACAUCUUCAAUGGCACAGAUGGGAGUGAUAAUAUAAUGGGCCUUGAUCUGUCAGACUUCCCAGCAUUGGCGGACAGGAGUCGGAGAGAAGGGACUGGAAAUCCAACACCGGUGCUCAACCCGGUGGCUGGACGUGCUCUUUAUGUUGGCAUGGUGACAAAGCCUUCGACCGAACAAACACAAGACUUUUCCAUACAUAACGAGGACUUCCCUGCACUGCCCGGGCCAAACUAUAAAGACCCCACGUUGAACAACGACGACAGUAAAGCUAACUUGAACUCCACAAGCAAGAGCACAUCUAGCACAGAUGGGCCGAAGUUCCCUGGUGACAAGACAAUCUCGGCACAGAACAACAACCAGAAGAAAGGGAUCCAGGUGUUGCCCGAUGGUCGGGUGACGAACAUUCCUUCAGGAAUGGUAACGGACCAAUUCGGCAUGGUGGGCCUGCUGACGUUUAUCCGUGCUGCAGAGACGGAUCCGGGGAUGGUGCAUCUGGCGCUGGGAAGUGACCUCACAACACUGGGACUCAACUUAAAUUCACCAGAAAACUUGUACCCAAAGUUCGCCUCUCCCUGGGCUUCUGCACCAUGUCGACCUCAAGACAUCGAUUUCCAUGUUCCAUCUGAGUAUUUAACCAACAUCCAUAUAAGGGACAAGUUAGCUGCAAUUAAGUUGGCUCGAUACGGUGAAGAUCUGUUGUUCUACCUGUACUACAUGAAUGGAGGGGACUUACUUCAGAUCCUGGCAGCAGGGGAGCUGUUUAACCGGGACUGGAGAUACCACAAAGAGGAGCGGGUUUGGAUAACAAGAGCACCCGGCAUGGAGCCCACGCUCAAGACCAACACCUAUGAGAGGGGCACCUACUACUUCUUUGACUGUCUUAACUGGAGGAAAGUAGCCAAGGAAUUUCAUCUGGAAUAUGACAAGCUGGAAGAGAGGCCUCACGUGCCAACAACGUUCAACUACAAUCCAGCCCAGCAGGCCUUCUAAGGCCCAACCAGUCCAAAGUCUGCUGCACUGCUGUCCAGGAGGGGGCGCUGUGACGCACAUAGUUUGGGUUUUUAUUCCUGGAGGAUUUGGCUAACCAACUGCAGGGGUCGUCGUCAUCAUUAAAACUGUCCUGCCUUUCUAUAUUUACAUUCUGCCCGAAAAACUCACUUGUUCCGUUUUUAUCCUGUGUUCCUGUCUUUUGUUUGUUGUUUUUUUUUUGUUUGUUUUUUUGUCUUUUGAGCAGGGUCUGUGUUAUGUUUACGUCUCUGAACCCUGUUUACUACCAGAGGAGGAAAAAACUUUGUGACGUGGGACUAUGACAGAACAAAGGUUCCACCUUUUAUUCACACCAAGUGUUCAGAACACAGAAAGGUGCGGGGGGGAGAAAAAAAAAAGCAAAGUUGGCAUCCUCAAAUUCAAGUGAAGGGGUGAAAGAAAUGCAAUGGUCAUUGUUGCACUAUAUUUAGUAAUAAAAGAACACAAAAUUUGUUUGUGCUUUUCUUAUAUCAACACUCCCAUGACACGUUUUCCAUUUUUUUUGUCUUGAUUUUUGGUUUCUACAUCCUCGCCUUCAUUUAAGUUUCUUCUCCCGGUUCCAUUGAACCACAUCAGCUCCUCCAACUCGUGUAGUCGCACCAACAAACACUUUUCUGUAUCUCUCCCUUCGUUUGUGACUUCUGUGGCAGCAAACCGUGGACGUAAAACCCCGAGAGGCGACUUCCAUCUCCACAAUUGUGGAGAAAUCCUCGCAGAACAAAUAACACAACUUCGCUCGAGAGCAAGCAAAACACUUUCCAGUCUUUGUUACGAUUUUUGUAAAAAAAAAAAGUGUACAUUUUGUUUUUUUGCAUCACAUAAGACUAUAUGUACGAAUGUGUAUAUAUGAUUGCUACAUAUAUAUAUAUGUCUGUAUAUAUAUAUAUCUAUAUAUCUAUUUUGAGAGAAAUUUUGCCCUGCCUUGUACCUCGUUUUUUUUUAUGAGGCGAGCAUGGAUAUGUGGAUGUAACAAAUUUUCUGGAACUGCUGGACAGAGUGUCAUUUUGGCACUGUGGGCACUUGCAUCAAAGCAAUGCUAAUAAAAUGUCAAUAAAG